UACAUUAUGACUGUGUCUUCAAAUUCCAUGGUUAUAUCUGUUGUCUGCUUUGAUUCCCGUCUUCACACACCUAUGUAUUUCUUUUUGGUCAACCUCGCAAUAAUUGAGUUAUUGUAUACUACAGCAAUCACUCCAAAUACUUUAAACAACGUGCUAAAGGAAGCCAAAGGAAUCUCAUUUGUAGGCUGUUUUGUUCAAAUGUUUACAUUUAUAACUUUAGGGGGCUCAGAAUGCAUUCUGCUCGGUAUGAUGGCAUUUGAUAGAUAUGUCGCCAUAUGCCAACCCCUAUUGUAUACUGUAAUCAUGAACAAGUCCCUUUGCAUCUAUAUGGCAAUUACCUGCUGGACUGUUGGGAUAAUAUCUUCAUUAGUGAACACUGCUCUUACUGCUACAUUACCCUAUUGUCGUGACCGCCUUAUUAGACAUUAUUUCUGUGAGAUUCCACCACUUUUGAAGCUAUCUUGCAAGAACACACAUAUAAAUGAAUUAGUGGUCUUUCUUUUUGGUGGCAGUGUGAUACUGGGCUCCCUUCUUCUAACUCUUAUCUCAUACACUUUUGUUAUUCGGGCAGUAAUCAAGAUCCCCAGUGCCAGUGGAAAGAAAAAGGCUUUCUCCACAUGUACUUCUCAUCUAAUCGUUGUCAGCAUGUUCUUUGGGACAGCUAUCUUAACAUAUCUCCGUCCAUCUACACAGUCAUUCUAUAAUAAGGAUCACAUAUUUUCUCUGGCAUAUACUGUAGUCACUCCACUUAUCAAUCCUUUAUUAUACAGUUUUAGGAAUAAAGAUGUUCAGAGGGCACUAUGGAAGAUCUUACAGCGGUGGAAGGCAAUCACUUAUAGAGGUGCCAUGUUUUCUUAGCUGCUACUAUACAGCCGUGGCCAAAAGUUUUGAGA
Rana temporaria (common frog) is the source of this 893-nucleotide messenger RNA. RefSeq names its product olfactory receptor 5V1-like. The transcript has a single exon. Lineage: Eukaryota; Metazoa; Chordata; Amphibia; Anura; Ranidae. The record is from RefSeq and is a predicted model, not a curated record. Gene Ontology annotation, cellular component: membrane. Gene Ontology annotation, biological process: G protein-coupled receptor signaling pathway. Gene Ontology annotation, molecular function: G protein-coupled receptor activity; olfactory receptor activity. The coding region runs from base 7 to 858 and encodes 283 amino acids.